Amphibalanus amphitrite is the source of this 2246-nucleotide messenger RNA. RefSeq lists its product as uncharacterized. The transcript is spliced from 2 exons. NCBI's taxonomy places the organism in Eukaryota, Metazoa, Arthropoda, Thecostraca, Balanomorpha, Balanidae. Bases 614 to 1234 code for a protein of 206 amino acids. The record is from RefSeq and is a predicted model, not a curated record.
AGGAACGGUGCCUCUGCGCCUCAAGUGUCAUAGCUGCACCAUAAUUGGCAAUCUUACCUAAUUUAAUUAAUAAGUCACAAUUAAACCUGGCUGUAAUCAUAAAAUACCAAUUUUGGUUAUUUUAGCUGAAUUUUUUUCACAUUUGCAGCUUUCAGCAGGGUGUUUAGUUUUGAGCGUUUUGAGGAGGUGCAUGUAACAGCAGACACGUUUACACCUUACAUAGGGUUUGUUGCAAGCUUAUAUCUUCGUCCGUGAUGUUGCAAAAGAUGUCAAUACUGCUUAAAAAUUUACCAAAUGAUCCCCUAUGAAUAUUUGAAGACCACUGCAUCCAAUUAUUGCCAAAUAAACGAGCUAGAGCCUCGUCAAAAAUGUUAUGUAAACGUGACUGGUAAGGGGUGGUUCAAGGGUGUUUGUAAAUGUACCCCCCUCUAAACUACCAAAAGUUUCAAAUUUGAUAAAGUUCAGAUAAAAUAACCCAACAUGGUAUUAUUUGAGGAAGGUCAGGCUUUGGUUGAGUUGUGAUUUCAAUUUAUAAAGACAAAAAAAUGAAAGAUUGCAUGCUAUUGAUGCAACUUGCAAGUCACUUUAUAGGUUUGGACGUGGAACCACCAAGAUGGCUUGCCUGAACCGGUGCUGCUGCUGCGUUCCUCUCCGGAGCGGUGCGCUCACAAUCGCCAUCCUCUACCUCGUCGUCAACGUCGGCGUGCUAUUUGGAUGGGCUUGCUGGUUUUUUGCUGAAGUGGGCAUGUACAAUGCCACUCCUGUUGAAGACGACGAUUACAGACACUAUCGUUUCCGGAACAUCAGGUUCUUGGGCUUUAUACUGGGCGUAUUGUGUUUGACGUGCGGUAUCAACAUCACAAUGGACAGUCUCCUGGUGCACGGCAUCCGCAGGAACCAGCGCAAGUUCAUGCUGCCCUGGGUGGUGUGGUACGGCAUCUUCACGUCGCUGGUCACGCUCUCCCUGCUGGGCACCGAACUCUAUCUGCUCGUCGAUUAUGUGGAUGCGGCGAAAAAUCCAUACGACGGCAUUGGCAUCCUGAUGGCCUUCCUGGUCAUGAUUGGCAGCGUGGCGGCGAUCAGCCUGCCGGUGAUGUGGUACUGGUAUGCGUGCGUGCUGUCCUACUACGUCGUGCUGGCGCCCAGCGAUGUGUACGUUAUGGAGGCGCUGCGGGAGACGACUGGCCCGGAGGGAGCGCGUCUCGCCCGCCGACCCUUGGAGGACACCAAAUAGUCGGUGGGCACUGCUUGGUGCCGUGCAUUUAUAUGGGCCAAAGCCGGGGGGGGGGAGUAGGGUGCAACACAGGGGACGGGCUGGGCGAAAAGGGCAAGCGACUGUGAGUGGCGGUGUGUGCAAUGAACAAUUGUGCUUUCAAAGCUUGGCUUGGAAAAUGUUUUACGCUUUGCUAUACUUUUACCCAUAGGUGGUUUGAACAUAUCCAGCGGGCCAAGUGCUAACCGGAACUCUCACGCUGUUUCAAGGGGCCAGGCAGCGGCAAUGCCACGUGUGCUGCCCUGCAAUUGAACAAAAAUGUCUAAAUGUCUAGAGGCAAGAAUGUCUAGAAAAUGUCUAGAGGCAAGAAACUUACCCAUGGACCAGGAUGCUCUCCUACUGUUACCGAAUAUGCACGAGUAUUUUUUGUGUUUUUGCUCUCCAGUCGAGGGUCUAACCAGUUCAUUCAUGCCAUCCUCCAGAUGCCUUUCGUUUCGUUUCUCGCAUCGUAAUGCGAUGCGAGAAUCUCGUUGAUGAUAAUAAGAUUAAGAAAUUCGCAUGCCGUGAUCUGAUAGCGUUGGUGGGGAGACCGGGCAUGUGUUGCACAAUGUAUAACGUCUAAAUCGCUCAUUUCUUCGGUGCUCAACGAUCGGACAAAGACAGUGGCAUAUUGCUCAUCGUGUGUGACUGGACGUACAAUUUGCUGGCUGUUCUAGCCAAGCGGUCUGGGAGGAGGUAGGAGAAGCAAUGUUGAGAUUUCUUAGAGUUUAGAGUUAAUAUUUACUGUGACGCUGCCAGCUGCCGAUUGUGUCCUAAAAAUAUUUUUAUGUCCGUAUUUAAGCGUUACACAAUGAAAGGUCCACGUGGAUACUCGACAGACCGACUGUUAACAAAUGUGUAUCGUUUAUGUGCGAUUGAAGUCGAGAACAUGUGGUAUGGUGCCUUCGCGUGCGUCAUGGGCAUGGAGGUAGUGCUUUGCUUUGCUAUAGCCCAUUCAUUGAUAGCAAUAAAAUACAUUGAGCAGGAAAAAUCA